Molecule: messenger RNA, 3398 nt
Organism: Agrilus planipennis (emerald ash borer)
Lineage: Eukaryota; Metazoa; Arthropoda; Insecta; Coleoptera; Buprestidae
Product: cGMP-dependent 3',5'-cyclic phosphodiesterase
Exons: 11
Coding region: 140-2458 (772 amino acids)
Biological process (GO): negative regulation of receptor guanylyl cyclase signaling pathway; positive regulation of gene expression; cGMP catabolic process
Cellular component (GO): synaptic membrane; perinuclear region of cytoplasm; cytosol
Molecular function (GO): 3',5'-cyclic-GMP phosphodiesterase activity; protein homodimerization activity; 3',5'-cGMP-stimulated cyclic-nucleotide phosphodiesterase activity
Source: RefSeq, a predicted model, not a curated record
GAGCUUCUUUAGCUAUUGUUAUGUAAUACAGUUUUGAUAUUUUACCACAAUUAUGCUACUAACGUCAAGUAUAUUUUGAAUAAUUUCAACUAUUUAUGGCCCAAAAUCUUUUAACUCCAUGUGAUAAUUGACGAUAAUUAUGGAUGAGUGUACACCUUUUAAAGUAACUCGUAGACCAGUGCCAAAUUUGCUACCUCCACCCCCUUACUGUAGAAAAAGUGACCCUCCUCGAUAUGAUCCUGAUCAACCCCCUACAAUUAUACUGGAAGCUAAUGAUCCAGGGGCAAUAUUGAAUUUAUGUGAAUCACUUCAUGAUGGAAACACACAAGCUUUGGAAUUUAAAAUUAAUAAAUAUUUAAAAGAAGAAACGUUAUCGAAAUGCGUAUUUUUAAUAUGGAUUCAUUACGAUUCUCAAGAGGGAAUCGUGCAGGUUAUAGGAAAAGAGUAUUUAGAAACCAUCAUAAGGAUACCAUUGUCUCAUCCCAUGUUUAAAGAAGUAAUGCUGACUAAAGAAACUAUCCUAUCCAAUACUAAAUUCCUGGAAUAUUUUUUACAACAAAACGUGGAGAAAAUUAAUAAAAAGAAGGAGGCAGAUAUAUUUAUUGUUCCAGUUUUCGAAAAGGGCAUAAACGAAUCUAAUCCCAGAAAGAUUGCUUUGUUAACUUGCUUAGUGAGGUGCAAAAGAGAUGAGUAUAUUGUCACCGCGUUGGUACAUGAGGUCUUUCGAUACUGUCUGACCAUUAUGAUGAAUACCGCGUCGUCCGAAGAAGAAGCCCGAUUAAAGAGACAGUGCCAAUCGCUUCUUAUGGUGGCCAGGAAGUUGUUCUCACACUUGGGCAACAUUAAUGAGUUACUUAGGGAAAUAAUGACCGAAGCUAGAAGAAUAACAAACUCUGAAAGGUGUUCGCUAUUUCUAUUAGAUCCCGAUCACAUGCAUUUAGUUGCCAAAGUGUUCGAUGGUCAUAAAGCAGACGAGAUUAGCAAGGAAGUGAAAAUUGCUAAAGACCAAGGAAUAGCUGGUCAUGUGGCAGCUACAGGAAAAAUAUUAAACAUCAAGGAUGCUUAUAAACAUCCUCUGUUCUACAAGGGGGUGGACAAAUGUACUGGUUUUCGUACAAGAAACAUUUUGUGCUUUCCUAUUAAAGACGACAGGGGAAUUAUUGGAGUAGCAGAACUUUGUAAUAAAAUGGGUGGGGAUUAUGAUUGCUUUGAUGAAGAAGUUGCAAUGGCCUUCAGCAUCUACUGUGGACUUUCUAUCAUGCACUCAUUAGUUUACAAAAAGAUACAGGACGCACAAAUGAGGAGUAAGCUGUCCAAUGAACUAAUGAUAUAUCAUAUGAAGGUGAAUGCAUGCGACGUAAUAAAUGUUUUAAUCUGUGGCAAAUCUCACCACCAUCCUCGUUAUCUGGAAUUUCGUUUCUCACCCAGAGAAAUUCCCUACGGCGAGACCGUAUGUUUUGUGGUGAAAAUGUACGAAGACCUCAAUUUAAUAAAUGCAUUUCGAAUAAAGAAAGAUUUGCUCGUGAGAUUCUUGUUAUUAGUUCAAAAAGCGUAUCGGGACCCACCCUACCACAAUUGGACCCAUGCAUUUUCCACCGCCCACUUUUCAUAUCUCUGUAUCAAAAAUUUCGAUCUUUUGGAGAAGAAUUAUUUAACAGAUUUGGAAGCAUUAGCUUUAAUAACGUCUUGCCUUUGUCAUGAUAUUGAUCAUCGAGGCACCACGAAUUCAUUCCAAAUUCAGUCUAACAGUCUUUUAGCCAGCUUAUAUUCUAGCGAGGGUUCAGUGAUGGAACAUCAUCAUCUUUCUCAAACAUUAUGCAUACUUAAUACAACGGACUGUAAUUUUAUAGAGUCCCUUGAACAAUCGGAUUACGUCAAAUGUCUCGAUCUGAUAAGGGAUCUCAUUUUGGCUACAGAUUUGGCUACCCAUUUUGAUUUGCUGCCGAAACAACAGGAAAUGGCAGAAAGGGGCAUUGAUUUAGAAAGUGAUAAAGACAAGAGUCUCUUCUUGAGUCUUUUAAUGACUGCCAGUGACCUGUCCGAUCAAACAAAAGAAUGUGGCGUAGUGAGAAGCGUUGCUGAACUGAUUUAUACAGAAUUCUUCACUCAAGGUGAUAUGGAAAAGAAUAUGGGCAGAAAACCAAUGGAGAUGAUGGAUAGAGAAAAGGCAUCUAUUGCCGAUUCUCAAGUAGAUUUUCUGGAACACGUUUGCGUCCCAGUAUUUACAGUAUUAGCUAACUUAUUCCCCGGCGCAUCAGUGCUUUUAGAAACGAUGGAAGCUAACACAGAGUAUUGGGAAGUGUCCAAACAAGUUUUCGGUAAAUAUGCUUUAGAAGGAAAAACUUCAUUAGAAGUCUUGACGAUGGCUGGCUUUAAUGCUGAAGUAUUUGAGGCAAUAAAGAAGAAAAAUGAACCAGAGGUAGAAGAAGAAGAGGAGGAAGAAGAAGAGCAAGUUUGACACCUAUCAUGUAUAUUUAUUGUGUUUGUUUGGUUUUUGUUGAAUUUAUGUAAUAUUUGUCUAUUUUCUGAAUUGGAAAUAUAUUUUUUAUUUUUUAACUAAACAGAAUUUUGCAGAAGUUGCCAAUAAUGUGUAACAUUAAACACUGGUAACGAGCAAAAUAAUAAUUUCACGUUGUCAUCAAUGGUAAUAAGUCGUGCUGCUCAAGACCAAGUUUACCAGAUCGAACGGUUGAUAGCUGUGCAUUCUUUUUUUUUUAAGUAGGUGUAUGUAUGUAGCAUUGACGGAAUAGGGCGAGCGCGUAAGGGGAAAUUAGGAGGGAAGAUCUCCUUAACUCUCACUUGUCUUCGUCGUAUUCACGAAAUUACUACCACAAUCCUAUAGUAUAUACUGAGCAGCAAGAUGCUACAUAUCAAAAAUGUUUUUGAAAAUUAUAUGAAUUUUGGAAUCUACAAAUUUAUCAACUAAUUAGAAGAUGCAUAUUGCAACAGGGUGGAACAAUAAUUGUUUAAAUGCUAAGUACUAUAUGUAUAAAUGUUCAAUGGUAAUAAUAUUUACAUCCGUACUAAAAGACACGAUCAUUGCAAUAAAAGACAGUUUUGUUUUCUCCUUUAAGCCAAAAUAAUGUGUAACAUAAAAAUAGUUGUUUUUUUAAGCUAAAAAAUUUAUUAAAGUAUUCUUGUUAAAAUACAGCUUAAUAUAUUGUUUUUGUUAUACUAAUUUUAAGUGUUAAUUAUGCAGCAUUUUCAAAAAAUUAAUAUCCUAUUUAAAAGUUUGUUGUUAAUAAAUUGAUACAGGGUGUGUAAUUGUAAACGUCCCUUUUCUUGAAACUGAGAAAAAACGUUAUUGUUGUAAUUGAUGUAUUUAAAGUAUGAAAACAAAUUAUUUAUGUAAAACCAAAUUGUCCAUUGUCUGGCUUGAAUAAAAAUUAAAAACAAUA